Molecule: messenger RNA, 521 nt
Organism: Dioscorea cayenensis subsp. rotundata (Guinea yam)
Lineage: Eukaryota; Viridiplantae; Streptophyta; Magnoliopsida; Dioscoreales; Dioscoreaceae
Product: auxin-responsive protein SAUR68-like
Exons: 1
Coding region: 58-471 (137 amino acids)
Biological process (GO): response to auxin
Source: RefSeq, a predicted model, not a curated record
UUUCAUAUACACCAAACAUCAUCAGUUUGCAUAUCAGUUUGCCUAAACAUCACUAAGAUGGCCAGGAAGUGGCAGAAAGUGGCAGCAAUGGCAAGAAAGAUCUCCUCACCAAGAGUCGAUGAUUGCUCUGAUUUCAGUGCAUGCAGUACAUCAUCUAUUGCGGAAAAAGGCCAUUUCAAUGUGUACACUUUGGAAGGAAAGCGGUUUAUGAUUCCCUUGGCAUACCUAAACAAUGUUGUUUUCAAGGAGCUCUUGAAGAUAUCCGAAGAGGAAUUUGGAUUGCCAGGUGAUGGCCCGAUCACAUUGCCUUGUGAUGCCAUAUCUAUGGAUUAUGUUCUUUCCUUGCUAAGAAAAGGAGUUUCUCAAGAAGUGGAGAGGGCAUUACUUAGCUCCAUGUUCAUUGCAAGCCCAACUACGUGCACUACUUUUUCUAUACAAAAUAUGCAACAGCUAACAAUCUGUAGUUUUUGAAUUCUAGCCAUUAUUAUUGUAAUCUCACAAAUACACACUUGUACAUUCUC